Kickxella alabastrina is the source of this 744-nucleotide messenger RNA. Its product is annotated as acyl-CoA N-acyltransferase. The record is from RefSeq and is a predicted model, not a curated record. Lineage: Eukaryota; Fungi; Kickxellomycota; Kickxellomycetes; Kickxellales; Kickxellaceae. Bases 1 to 744 code for a protein of 247 amino acids. Gene Ontology annotation, molecular function: acyltransferase activity, transferring groups other than amino-acyl groups. The transcript has a single exon.
AUGUCGGCCGACGAUCUGGUCGUGGACGACCUUAUUCCCUUGCGCUGGGGUAUCAGCAGCGCCCACGUCAAUCUUCUCCCGCCCGACAAGGACCAGGACGCAGCAAUAUCCCGGAUUCUCUCCGACAGCGAAGCAAUGAAGUUCCUGCAGUUCAUGACAAAGCCCAACGGAUACAGCCUCGCCGACGUGGCGAAGAGGCGCCAGUACAGAGACCAGGGCCAGAGAAACAAGAAACUUCUCAACUUUACCAUUGCUCUCAAGCAGUCGCAGAUCCCGGACCAACUGCUCGACAAGAUAGACCAAGAGGAGUUCCUGCCUCCACGGCGAAUCCCCGUGGACGGCAUUAGCGGCUGUAUAGACAUGGACGAGUCCUAUUUGGUCAUUGGGUGCUGCGGAUUGAACAACAUUGAAGGCUACAAUCGGUGCUCCGAGGCAGGAAUCAUUUUGGACGCAAGGUUCUGGCGGUCAGGCGUGAGCUCGGCUGCGAUGUAUUUGGUGCUAAAGUACGGAUUCGAAACCAUGCGUUUGCACCGGAUUGCCCUGUUGACCACUAAAGAUAAUAUCGGCAUGCGCGGGUGGUUGGAGCGGACAAUCGGUGUUAGUGUGGAGUGCAUUCGAAGAGAGGUACUGUAUUUGGGCAGUGGCAAGUAUUUGGACUCUUGGGAUUACGCCGUGUUUGAUCGGCAUUGGCACGAGCACGCCGAGCGCAAACUGCUUUCUCGCUUGGGAGUUUUAAAACAAUAG